Mitosporidium daphniae is the source of this 1079-nucleotide messenger RNA. RefSeq lists its product as uncharacterized. Lineage: Eukaryota; Fungi; Microsporidia. The annotation marks the transcript as partial. The record is from RefSeq and is a predicted model, not a curated record. The transcript has a single exon.
CUACGCCAUCCUCCCCAUCGAGUUCUACUGAACAGAUUCCUUUGCCAUCUACUUCGAUUCCUUUGCCAUCUACUUCGAUUCCUUUACCAUCUACUUCGAUUCCCUUACCAUCUACUUUGAUUCCUUUGAAUUCCGAGUUAGAAGUGAGGCUUUUUUUUGACUUGUAUGCCGAUACUUAUGCUCUUCAUCGUUUUGUAAAAAGUGAAGCUAUCACAUGCUCGUCUUUAGUCGAUUUUCCCACAUUUUCAUUCACACCGACGCCAGCAUUGCCAUCAUCAGCAUCUAUUUCUAGUCCGAUCUCAUCGCCACCUUCGCACCAUGUUUUCCCAAAAGGACCAGUGCCAGGACGCAAAGCUUCACUUCCAAUCACUCUUUCUUCAUUUAAUUUUGGGUAUGAGCCCGUUACUGCUAAGGCUGCUCACGCUGCACACUAUAAGCUCGCUGCCCCAGUGCCAUCGAGAAAGCUUUCAUUGUCAUUGAGCACCAAUUAUGGGCUGUUUAAUUCCAGCCGGUAUCCAUUCAAAUAUAUGGAGUUGAAGCCUCGUGUUGUUAGCCCACCGCUUUCGACAAGAUUGGCAGAGGGAAGCCCCCUGAUGAAUUCAAAUGAUAAUGCUACAUCAAAAAAUCCGUUUCCCUCUUCAUAUCCCACAGGUACAGCAUAUAAUCCGCCAUGUCCGGAUCCCUCUGGAAAUAUAUUCAACUCAAAUAUGAAUGCCCAUCAAGACGGCACUAGUUGUAAAGUAAAUUGCCCUUCAGAGGAUGUUGACCUUGAGCCGUCCUCAAUUGAGAAUACUGCGAAUCCUUUCACUCCAGCACCAGUCUCCACGCCUCAACCUGAUUCGAUUUCCCUGGAAAAUCCAACACAAAAUAUAAAUGGUCCUAUUGACAUAGGACCAUUUUCGACCAGCGAAACCCCUGUAAAUUGCGGUACAGAUAGUAUCGAUGAAAAUUCAUCCGAGUUGCAUAAAACGCCCCGUAUUGCAAGUGAUGAUUGCCUACAAAAGGUUAUAGACGUCGCACAAGGCUCCAACUCGCAUGAUACAUGCCAACGUUUUCCCGCUGAUUCGAUAAAUAAUUGA